AUGAAUGGUGUUGAGGUUAUAGCUCUGGGUUUUAUUCGUUUCUGCACAUUGUUGGAAAGAGAGAAUAAUAGAAGAUCCAAUCAGGCAAGAUGGCUCCAGUAUAAGAGAUCAUCAUCAUGGGCUGAUCUUCCACAAGAACUUCUUGAGAUUAUUUCUAAAAGUCUGAAUAUAGUAGACUAUCAAAUCCCUGGUCGAGUUUGCAGAAGCUGGAGAUUGUUUUAUUCAGAACUUAAACAGAGUUUUUUGACAUCUCAUUCACCACUUAUUGUUCAUGCAUCAGCACGAGCUAAGAAGUAUUGUCAUUUCUUUGCCAUAGCUACUCGAAUGAAAUACAAGACUAAGCUGCCUCGAUGUAUUUGCAACUUCGAAUUCUGUCUUGGUGUAUCAAGUGGGUACUUAAUUAUGCUCUCUCUCAAGACAAAAGAUGUUUCAAGGGAUUAUUUAUGGGUUAUAAAUCCUUUUACAGGACAUCAAAUCCUAUUCCCUCGCAUGCCCUGGACUCCUCAUUGUGUUAAGGAUUAUCAUGACCCUGGCUUCUUCCAUAGCAUCUUUGCUUCCUUUCGGUCAGAGGGACAAGAUUUUCUUAUUAUGAUUCUUGAUAAGUAUUGCUUAAGCUUGCAGUUCUGUAUUUCUAGAGAUAACAAGUGGAAAGAAUACAGUUAUUUUGGCAAGGGUUGGCAUAUUUUGGAUAUGGCUGUUUUUGAUGGUAGGAUAUAUGUUCUAAACAGCCUUUCUCAGAUUGGGAUAUUCAACUUGAGAUCUUGUGAUUUGAGGUUUUUGAAACUGAAAUUAGCACCUCGUUUCUUAAGUUGUUGUUAUAACUGGAUUAGGUUCGUGGUUUCAAAUGAUCAUCUAUUUGUAUUUGUUUCGAAUAUAGUUUACAGAAUAGACUUGUCAAGGAUGGAAUGGGUGAAGGUGUAUAAUUUAGGUGAUCAAGCUUUGUUUCUUGGCCAUGGUGACAUGAUGUGUUCCAAGGGCAGUAAAUGUAUGAGCAAUGUUGUUAAUUCUUGCUGA
Molecule: messenger RNA, 1014 nt
Organism: Pistacia vera
Lineage: Eukaryota; Viridiplantae; Streptophyta; Magnoliopsida; Sapindales; Anacardiaceae
Exons: 3
Coding region: 1-1014 (337 amino acids)
Molecular function (GO): protein binding
Source: RefSeq, a predicted model, not a curated record